Messenger RNA from Pyricularia pennisetigena, 1209 nucleotides. RefSeq lists its product as uncharacterized. The coding region runs from base 1 to 1209 and encodes 402 amino acids. The transcript has a single exon. Gene Ontology annotation, molecular function: pre-mRNA binding; U6 snRNA binding. The record is from RefSeq and is a predicted model, not a curated record. Gene Ontology annotation, cellular component: U2-type catalytic step 2 spliceosome; Prp19 complex; U2-type catalytic step 1 spliceosome. NCBI's taxonomy places the organism in Eukaryota, Fungi, Ascomycota, Sordariomycetes, Magnaporthales, Pyriculariaceae.
AUGCCUCCACAAAUAAAACAAGACCUCAACCGCUCCGGUUGGGAAUCGACCGAUUUCCCUUCCGUCUGCGAGUCCUGCCUACCAGAGAACCCAUACGUCAAGAUGAUGAAGGAAGACUAUGGCGCCGAGUGCAAGCUCUGCACGCGUCCAUUCACCGUGUUCAGCUGGUCGGCCGACCGCGCUCACGGCCGCAAGAAACGUACGAACAUCUGUCUGACAUGCGCGCGCCUAAAGAACUGUUGCCAGGGCUGCAUGCUCGACUUGUCUUUUGGCCUGCCGAUUGUCGUCAGGGAUGCCGCGCUCAAGAUGGUCGCGCCCGGUCCACAGAGCGAGAUCAACCGAGAAUUCUUUGCGCAGAACAACGAAAAGGCCAUCGAGGACGGCAAGGCAGGCGUGGAGGAGUAUGAAAAAACGGACGACAAAGCGCGAGAGCUGCUGCGGCGGCUUGCGCAGAGCAAACCUUAUUUCCGGAAAGGGAGGGGUGUCGACGAGGAUGGCAACUUGAUCUCGGGACGCGGAGGACCAAGCAGGACUGGCGGCGACCCGGCGGUUGGAGCGGGUGUUGGUGGCCCAGGCCCGAUACGAACGCGGGAUUCCCGUGCGGCGGAAGCAUACACUGGUCGAGGCGGUGGUGGCUCUCGUGGUGGCCGCGGCCGUGGAGGGCGACGUGGGGCAUUCCCGAGCGCGGCACAACUUCCACCAACCGAGAAGGAUUGGCUCCCACCGGACGACAAGACCAUCACCUCGCUGUUCGUCACUGGCGUCGAGGACGAUCUGCCAGAGCACAAGGUCCGCGAUCAUUUCAAGGCGUUUGGCAAAAUCAAGUCACUGGUCUGUUCACACAUGUCACACUGCGCGUUUGUCAACUACGAAACGCGUGAAGCGGCCGAGAAUGCUGCCAUGGAGUGCAAGGGCCGUGCGGUCAUUGCAGGAUGUCCACUAAGGGUGCACUGGGGUAAGCCUAAAGCUGUUGGCACUAUGAACAGGGAGGAGAGGCUGGAAAUGCUGAGGGAUGGGCGGAGCGCCUUCACUCGGGCUUCCAGCAGAGGUUCAAGAGGUGGCGCUGGCGGAAGGGGAGGUCGGCAUGGUGAGGGCGGUGGGGAUGAUGAUGAUUAUGCUGGAGGUGUUGCAGGAGCAGAUGAUAGUGCGCCUGUGGCUGCUCCUCCCGGGGCUGAAGAUGUGCAAUAUGCAAGUCUGGCAGGGAAUUAA